Molecule: messenger RNA, 639 nt
Organism: Opisthocomus hoazin
Lineage: Eukaryota; Metazoa; Chordata; Aves; Opisthocomiformes; Opisthocomidae
Source: RefSeq, a predicted model, not a curated record
UACCUCCAGAACCUCCUCUUCUUCGACCUGGGCUACGACAACAACCUGCAGGCCGACAGCCCGCUGGUGGAGGAGCGCAUCCGGGAGGUCGACCGCCGCUUCCACCUCGUCAUGCUGCUCGAGCACUUCGACGAGUCGCUGGUGCUGCUGAAGGACCUGCUGUGCUGGCAGCUGGAGGACGUCCUCUACUUCAAGCUCAACGCCCGGAAGGGCUCCACCGUCUCCCGGCUGACGCCUGAGCUCUACGAGAAGGCCACCUCCUGGAACCUCAUCGACGCCAAGCUCUACCGCUAUUUCAAUGCCACCUUCUGGCGCAAGGUGGAGGCCUACGGGAGGGAGCGGAUGGCCAGGGACGUGGCCGAGCUGCGGCGGGAGAACGAGAGGAUGAAGAGCAUCUGCAUCGACGGCGGGCACCCCGUGGACGCCAGCGCCAUCCAGGAGUCCUCCAUGAAGCCCUGGCAGCCGCCGUUGGGGGAGAGCUCCAUCCUGGGCUACAACCUGAAGAAGAAAAUCCACAAGAAGCACCAGAAGCUGUGCCGCAAGAUGCUGACGCCCGAAAUCCAGUACCUGACCGACUUGGGGGCCAACCUCUGGAUCACCAAGCUGUGGAGCCGCGUGCGGGACUUCCUGCGGUGGUAG